AUCGAUACCGAUAUUAAUUUGUUUGUGGAUAUAUUUUUUGAUACUUUUAAAAAAUAUAUUCGUACCAACAUCGACUUCUAUUCACUUGAAUUUCAUUGGUGCAAAUAAUGCCACCAAUGUUAACAAGAACAUCGAAGUAAGCGGAACCAGUGCGACAAAUGUUAGUAGUUAUAAAAGAAGAAGAAAAAUUCAUGUGCCGAAAUUUAUGUUGGAGUUGUAUGAGAAGAAUAAGAUGGGGAAUAUUUCAGGUAUGAAAAGACCUGAUAUUGUUAGGAGUUUAAUACCGACACACGCAGAACCCAUUGAAGGUAAUGAAAUUCUUGAACAUAUUUCCGAAAAUCAUCUACUUAUUUUCAAUAUACCAUCUUCACCUGAAGACGAACAAUUUUUAAGUGCAGAAUUAAAAAUACUCACUCUUCUCGAUAUUAAUUCCAAUAACGAAAUAGGAGUGAAGAGAAUAUUGAAAAUAUCCAUUUACGACGAUACUUUUAAGAAUCUUCUAGACUUUAAAGAAAUUCAAAUUCACCAUUUCAAUAAUUCGUGGAUAUCUUUCGACGUAACUGCACCAGUAAACGAUAUACUAAACAAAAAUUCCAAAUAUUUGAAAAUAGUUAUAGCCGUAUACACUUUUAUACCGCAAGUCAAUGAUAACUUGAAAUUAUCCCUAAUGCCGGUCGAUGAAGAUUUUGAACACGAUUAUCCCGUUUUGUUGUUAUCUUAUUCGUCUUCUAAAACCAAUGAUAAAUUCGUAAUAAACGAAAAAAAAGUGAUACCAACGUCGUUCAGAAAAAAGCGUAGCAUCGAAGAUGAUUACGAGGAAGAAACAAAUAGACUAUGGGACGACGAUAAUUUGACUAAAAAAACGCAACAAAUAAAGAAAUUGAAAAGAUUACGAAACAGUUGUAAGAAAAAACCGUUAUACGUGGAUUUUAAGGAAAUUAAUUAUGACACGUGGAUCGUUCAACCAAGCGGCUACGAGGCGUAUCAAUGUCAAGGUCGUUGUUUCUAUCCAGUUGCAGAACAUCUGAAUCCUACUAAGCACGCUAUAGUACAAGCACUUCUGCAUAGCGUAGCGCCUUCAAAGGUCACCAGAUCCUGUUGCGUCCCAACAGUUUUGGAUUCUAUUUCUAUUUUAUACGUAGACACUAAUGGGGUUCUUACUUACCGAUAUGCUUAUAAAGAUAUGGUGGUAGCGGAAUGUGGUUGUCGAUAACUAUAAAUAUUUUGUUAUAUUAUAACACCUGGAUGUAUUUAUAUAAAUAAAUUAACAGAAAUUUGGAGUUUAUUUAUAA
Molecule: messenger RNA, 1292 nt
Organism: Diorhabda sublineata
Lineage: Eukaryota; Metazoa; Arthropoda; Insecta; Coleoptera; Chrysomelidae
Product: bone morphogenetic protein 10-like
Exons: 5
Coding region: 206-1213 (335 amino acids)
Biological process (GO): SMAD protein signal transduction; BMP signaling pathway
Cellular component (GO): extracellular region
Molecular function (GO): cytokine activity; growth factor activity
Source: RefSeq, a predicted model, not a curated record